AUGUCCCUCGUUCCAUAUUCAUCGCGGGACAGCCGCGAAGUCGUGCUCCGCCAUAAUGAUGCCAUCGUCAUUCGUGAUCCCCAGACGCAACAGCUGAUUCUUCGGGGCGCCACCCCAUCCCCUUCCUUCUCCGACUGUCCAACAUGCCACCGACCCUUUCGAAGCUCCUCUCCAGAGCGCCAAUCCUCCCCCCAUCGCACUCCAGAGCCAUUCAUUAGCCCUGAAUACUUUCGUAUGCUCCAGGCUGCGAAUGGCAGAACCGACGAGUACAAUCCUCCUUCAAGUCCAAUCCGAAGACUCGUAGAACCGGGGGCUGCUUCGCCAUCCAGUAAUGUAGGAGCGUCGGUCUCGAAUGCCGAAUUUGUCACCAGUACUCCUGAUCCGAAUACUGGGCAUAGUAUAAAAAAGGAAGCUUUCAGUCCGAACUAUUUCAAGACGUUCUUCACGGAGGAGAAGGAGCUAGGUAGGGGUGGAAAAGGUGUGGUGCUGUUAGUGAAACAUGAGUUGGAUGGAGUGUCAUUGGGACAAUUUGCUUGCAAAAGGGUACCCGUUGGGGACGAUCAUGCGUGGUUGGAGAAAGUCCUUAUUGAAGUACAGCUUCUCCAAGGAUUGUCCCAUCCAAAUUUGGUCUCAUAUCGACAUGUCUGGCUGGAAGAUGUCAAGCUCAAUCGAUUUGGACCUUCGGUUCCGUGCGCUUUCAUUCUACAACAGUACUGCAAUUCGGGAGAUCUCUUGCACUACAUUGCCGGAUCUGCACCGUCUGUGGUAAGUACAAAGGAGCGAUUCAAGGCGCAGCGGAGAGUAUCACGUGGGCAAGGAGAAACUAUGGGAGAUGCGAGACCUCAACAGCGAAAGCUCUCAUUUGAGGAGAUAUAUUCUUUUUUCAAAGAUAUCACAUCUGGCCUUGCACAUCUCCAUUCUUCGAAUUACAUCCAUCGUGACCUCAAACCAAGCAAUUGUCUAUUGCACCAAGAUGGAAACGAGAUACGUUGUUUGAUUAGUGAUUUUGGAGAAGUACAACCAGAGAAUGUCGUUCGCAAGUCUACUGGGUCCACUGGAACAAUCUCGUAUUGUGCCCCGGAAGUCUUGAAAAGGGAUCAUCUUAAUCGUUAUGGAAACUUUACAACCAAAUCUGAUAUUUUCAGCCUUGGGAUGAUUUUGUACUUCAUGUGCUUUGGAAGGCUUCCGUAUAAAAGUGCAGACAGCAUCCUGGAAGAAUUCGAAGAUAUCGAUACUCUAAGGGCCGAGAUUAGUUCAUGGAAAGGAUUUCAAGACGAGCGACGCGAGAGACCAGAGUUGCCAAACCAACUUUACAACUUUUUGAAACGGUUACUGGCUAUCAACCCUGCGGAAAGACCGAGUGCUAGCGACAUUUUACAUGCUAUUCGAACGGAAAAGGGACUCGAAAAUCCACGUAAGAGACCUAGUAGUGCUUCGGGUCUUGGCGGUCGGAUCCGAAAUAUUGAUUCUCCAAUGCCGCCAAGUACACCUGUUCAUGAACCCAGUAAACGUGAUCAUUCAGGUGCAUACUUAGAAGAUGCACCAUCAUCAGAGGAGGCCUCUCCAGAGUCAUCACUGGGCACUCAACUGGCAACUGAAUCUGAUCACGCGCAAGCUUCUUUAGAAAUUCAAACCAAUGGGUCCUCACUCGAGCCAAAGAUAGCAACUCCACUUCUAAUGCCCCCACAUUACUCACGCAUGUCGACGUUAAAUCACCAACUUUCCCUCUAUCAGCAUUAUGUUGUCUCAUGGGCAUCUCUAAACCAGCAAACUUUAUAUAUGCUGCUCAGAAUCAGCAUUUUCGGAACCAAGGUGUUCUCGCUCACCAAACCCUGUCUACCUGUGAUGCCGAGGGAAACGAUUUGGUGGCCACUGCUUGGCAUAGCGGCAUUAGAUCUAGCAUUGGGAAACAAAAUCCGCUGGAGAGUGAUGGGUUUACUGGCCAUGGUUCAUGUUAUCACUCUGUUUAUCGUCGUGAGGUUUGGAAGAGGUUUGUGCUCGGAGAUGGGAUUCGAGAGAUGGGAGCUUGGUGACAACUGA
This is a messenger RNA of Lachnellula hyalina, 2040 nucleotides long. It is a transcript of the gene iksA, whose product is annotated as putative serine/threonine-protein kinase. Lineage: Eukaryota; Fungi; Ascomycota; Leotiomycetes; Helotiales; Lachnaceae. The transcript has 3 exons. Gene Ontology annotation, molecular function: protein kinase activity; ATP binding. Bases 1 to 2040 code for a protein of 679 amino acids. Gene Ontology annotation, biological process: protein phosphorylation. The record is from RefSeq and is a predicted model, not a curated record.